Messenger RNA from Monoraphidium neglectum, 429 nucleotides. RefSeq lists its product as hypothetical. The record is from RefSeq and is a predicted model, not a curated record. Lineage: Eukaryota; Viridiplantae; Chlorophyta; Chlorophyceae; Sphaeropleales; Selenastraceae. The transcript is spliced from 4 exons. The coding region runs from base 1 to 429 and encodes 142 amino acids.
AUGGAGACCGCGCUGCAGAGGCGUGGAAUGAGCCUCAAAACAGCGCGUGGCUCAGCCAGGCUGUGCCAUGCGCGCGUGAGGACGGUCGUUCGGGCACAGAAGACCGGGCCGCGAGGCACCUUCAAGCUUACGAAGGGCGGCGCCUCCGCGCAGCAGGCCGCGGCCCCUGCCCUCGACCUGUUUGGGACUCUGACCCGCAGCCUCAGCCGCGGCGCCAAGUCCCCGGUCUCUGGCGGCGGCGCUAGGGACCCGGGCACUGUGUUCGUUGCGGGAGCCACCGGGAAGCUGGGCAUCAGGAUUGUCAGGGAGCUACUGGAUGCUGGCUUCAAGGUGCGCGCCGGCGCGCGCGACGUGGAGAAGGCGGAGGCCAACGCCGCGAUCGCAGCCCAGCUGGGGCUGGUGGACCCUGGUGAGCAGGCCCGGCCGUGA